AGACCCUUGACGCUGGGCUCACUAACGCGCCUGUCAAAUAGCAACUGCUUUAAAACAGAAACUCCUCCCCACACAGCGCGUUCCGUCGCCUUCCCAGCGCAAUGGUCUCGUGGAUUAUCUCCAGACUUGUGGUGCUGAUCUUUGGCACACUAUACCCUGCAUACUCAUCAUACAAAGCAGUCAAGUCAAAAGAUGUGAAAGAAUAUGUGAAAUGGAUGAUGUACUGGAUAAUAUUUGCUCUAUUCACUACUUUGGAGGCGAUCACAGAUAUCUUUAUUUGUUGGAUCCCUUUCUAUUACGAGUUGAAGAUUGCUUUUGUGGUUUGGCUGCUAUCCCCCUACACCAAGGGGUCAAGCGUCCUGUACAGGAAGUUUGUUCAUCCUACACUUUCCUCUAAAGAGAAGGACAUUGAUGACUAUCUUUGCCAAGCCAAGGACAAAAGUUAUGACACCCUGGUGCAUUUUGGGAGGAAAGGACUCAACGUCGCAGCCACAGCUGCAGUCAUGGCUGCCACAAAGGGUCAAGGGGUGCUGUCCGACAGACUUCGUAGCUUCAGCAUGCAGGACUUGUCCUCCUACCAGUUGGACCCCGACAGCCCUGCAUCUGUCACCACACAGUCUACAACAGGACAGCACAGGCCCAGACCCAUGAUGCGCAGCAAGUCAGAGAGUGCAGGCGGCACUAAGGGGCAGGACUUUGACAUGUCUGAAUAUGAGGUGUUAAGUUUGGACCAGUGUGACGCCAAGGAGCCCCUGUCACUGCUUCGAAUGCCCUCUGAAUCCCUGACUGAACGCACAUCCCCUACGCCCUCUCUGACCCCCACACCCUCUCUGACCCCCACGCCCUCUCUGACCCCCACCCCCCCCCCCGCCCCACCCUCUCCACCUAACCCACCCUCGGCAGCACCAGGCCUGACUGAGACGGGGAGGUGGAAGGGGAGAGGCCCAAGCUCCCCACAGCUCAUGCUGGUUAAGAGGAAGGCACCUGAGCCUCCCCCUAGAGUCCUGAGACCACUCACAAGAUCCAGGAGUGCUCUUUCCUCAAACAGUGAAGCCAUGUAAAAUACACCAAGACUGCUUUGUCUGCCUUAGCUGCGAGGUAAAGAGGAAGAUGAAAACAGAAAAUAUGGCCAAAAGCUAAAAGUAUAAAGCAGCCUUGUAUUAGCAUAAGGUUUAACCAAAGCAACGUUCUACUUUUUUCUUGUGCUGUAUGGCUUGUGGUACAUUGUGUUAACAAAGCAGUGUCCCAGGGCAACACGAGUAGCAUGGGUCAUACUGGAUAGACAUUUGGAAUUGAUUUGACUUUUUCUUUGUCGAUUACUGAAUAUUUUUUUGUAUGUAUGUACAGUUUUAUUUGUCAUUUUGAUUAGUUGUUUUUAUAUAAUGUUUGGGGAAACAGGCGCAUGUGUGUUUCUCUGGCUCUAAGUCUGCUGGUGUGUCAUACAGUAAACAACAGAAUGUACUGUCACCGAGUUAUCCUCAAGGACCCUGUUUGAGAUGUCACAUGAGGAAUGACACUGGAGCAGACAUGGAGUGGCCGGCGAGGGGACUUUAACAGAGCAUGCGUCUGUGCUUUUUGCACUAACUCUCUGAGUUUAGGGAGAGCUUUCAACUAGCCAAUCAGAUCUGCACUGUCAGUUCAGCCACACAAGGUUUCAUGGGAAGGCUCAGUCAGGUCUUUGUAGCUCCUACAAGGUGGCGUUUAUCUGAAGAGGAAAGGCAAUGCUUCCCCUGUGCUAAUUAGUAAUUAGCACUAAACAAAAAAUAUAUAUAUAUUGAAAAACAUGCAAUGUUUUACUUCUCCUUACCUCUGCAUAUAAAGCCUUAACACUUGAUCAGAUCAUGAUUGGCAGGUGAUGUCACUGCUCUACUUCUGAAUUUUCUUAAAAAAAAAAAAGAAAAGUCCAGUAGUGAGGACUAAAACAUUUCCUUUGGCAUCACUAACCGCAGCAUAUUACUCAGUGGAAUCUGUGACAAUCUAUUGUCCAGUCUAGAUUUAACAGCUGUAUAAGAGUAGCAUUGAGAACAGUGACAGACUCAUUUCUGUAGAGUUUCUUUCAGGUUUAUUAUUGCUGAUUAGAAACUCUGUAAACUGUGGUAUUUCUCAGAGUCUGAUGACACUGUAAUACUUGGCUGUUCACUGAGCAAUUCAAAAGUAAAUGUUCUGAUGCUUGUUGGUGUCCUGCAUAGUCCAAUACUUUGCAGUUUAUAGUGGACAGGUUUUAAUUGUCUUGUAAUAGAUUGAUUUAUUAUUGGGAAUGUGUUUUGCCAAUAAUUAUGGGCUUGACUUGUCGUAAUCAAAGAUUUCUUCGCUGUAGUUAAGGCACUGCACUGUCUUGUCACUGAGCCUAAAUUCUCUAGUUGUCACUGUGUCUGAUAUUGAAGGUUGGGAUUUGGGCAGCAAUUCUUUUCGUUAACUGUAUCAAGACAGUGUCUCAAAGGCAAAAUGAACACUACUCAGGUACAAUUAUUCUGUUUACACAUCAACUUCACUUUAUCUUAUAGCAAACUAUAGGCAUACACUUGUGUUGCACAUGAAUAUCCUUCUAUUGGCAAAAUGAACAUUGUGGGUAAAAUAUGAUCAUAAUGCAUUAGUGUAGUAUCAGUGGUUAAGAUGUUGGAAUGUGAAAUCCUUUUCAAUGAGUGAAAAUAAGAAAUGAUCCAUACUACAGUAUGUUGCAAUGUAGCUGAUUAGUUUAUCUUUUUGUACACAUUUACAGAAGUCAUCAGUGCAUGAUGUUUGAUAUUAGUUGGUAUGACAAUGGUUUAUUAUGUGCAUUGAGUGAAUUUGUGCAGGUCCAUUCUAUGCCUCAUCUAAUGCCUUGCUGAUAGACAUUGAUUUUAAAGUGUUUUAAAAUGUUUCUUAAUUUCAUCAUAUUGUGUGAUUUGAGGCCAGUCAAAACACUUGUGACAAAAUGUGAACAUGCUUAAGAAGCUGUUUGUUAAUCUGUAACACGACACAGCUGCAUGAUCCCCUGAACUAAAUAUUGAUCUCUGAGAUGGCCUUUGAAUGACUAAAUAGUAUCUUGUUCUGGCAGGCCAGAAUCAGAUCAUACUGUAAACUAACACCAAAAUGUGAGUUAGAGAAUACAAAUGUACAGGAAUCAUGGAUUAAAAAAACAAAACAAUUUAUGGUUAGUUCUAUUAUCGUCACAUUCAGUCAAGUAUGUUGAGCUGACAACAGACAUUAAAAAUGAAACCAUGCGAA
Osmerus eperlanus (European smelt) is the source of this 3207-nucleotide messenger RNA. It is a transcript of the gene reep1, whose product is annotated as receptor accessory protein 1. Gene Ontology annotation, cellular component: cytoplasmic microtubule; endoplasmic reticulum membrane. The record is from RefSeq and is a predicted model, not a curated record. Bases 102 to 1061 code for a protein of 319 amino acids. Lineage: Eukaryota; Metazoa; Chordata; Actinopteri; Osmeriformes; Osmeridae. The transcript has 10 exons. Gene Ontology annotation, molecular function: microtubule binding.